Molecule: messenger RNA, 1380 nt
Organism: Danio rerio (zebrafish)
Lineage: Eukaryota; Metazoa; Chordata; Actinopteri; Cypriniformes; Danionidae
Gene: lysmd2
Product: LysM, putative peptidoglycan-binding, domain containing 2
Source: RefSeq, marked provisional
GCGCGUAUCUCGCGCAGGCCUGCGGUAACGACAAUGGCGACUGGAAAAAUCCCUCACCUUUGCCGUUUCCUCUAAAUAUCACCGCUGGAAAUGUGCUGCUCGGGGUGUGACGCUGGAAACAUGUCUAUUUAUAUAUUGUGAGUAAUACUAGUGUUUUUUUUUCGGGGAAGGCAGCUUUAAUAAUAACAGAUUGAAGAUGGCGGAGUUUUCUCCGGUGCUGCCUCCGUUGCGGGAUGAUGGAGGAGGGGGACGGUAUGGACAGCCGCUAUUCCCCAGAUCCCGGUCCGGUUCGGAGUCAGACAGUGAAUUGUCGCAGAGUUUGGCCCGUACGAAAACGCGCUCGUACGGCAGCACCGCGAGCGUCACCGCGCCUUUAGGAGAGAAAUACAUAGAGCAUCGCGUAACGGACGGGGAGACACUACAAGGAAUAGCACUCAAAUAUGGUGUUACGAUGGAGCAAAUCAAAAGAGUCAAUAAAUUAUUCAGCAAUGACUGCAUAUUCCUGCGAAACACGCUCAGUAUUCCAGUUAAGUCAGAAAAACGCUCUCUCUUUAACGGACUGUCUCUGGAAUCGCCCGACAGUGAGGGAAACACACCUCAGGAGUCGCCGUGUGUGAGUCAGGAUGUGGACGCUCCAUCGCCCCCACCAGAACCAUCCGUCCCGGAGCCCAACACCCGGCCUGUGCAGGCGGAGGAGCUGUCCGCUAAAGACUACUUACACCGGCUGGACUUGCAGAUCAAACAGUCCAAGCUAGCCGCCCGCAAACUGAAAGAGGAUGGUGGGAGAGAGGAAGAUGACACAAACUCAUAUCAGGAGAUCUGAUGGACUCUUCAUCUGUUUUCCUGCAGCGCUGACAAUGACCCAUCAUCAACUUUCCAUCCCUCUUUUGCCUGCUUUGUUUUUAACUUGACCCAAACUGCAACACAGGACCACAUGCCAUACUCUUGUGCUGAGGGUCCAUCAUUGCCUUCUUCAGCAGUAUUACACUGAUUUUAUCUCUGAUUUUUAUCAUCCUUCUGUCUCGCAUAAUAGUAAGGAUAGUUCAUUUACUAUAGGAAGAGCAAUGGCCGACCACAUGUAGAUCUCAAACCUAUGAUAACCUCUGCUUAUAAGAAACACUGUAUCUGCAGUUUAUCCUCUAUAUACUGUGUUGCAGAUAAAAACAACCCGGACUCUGUGUGGCUGCCUGCUGAUUUUAAUUUAUAUACGUUUUGUUUGCCUAUAAAAGCUUUACGUGUGGGUUUGAAAGGGAUAAAUAAUGCUGUUUUAGUGUGAAUGUUGUGUUUUUAGUGUGUUGGGGGUUAAAUAAAUUAAAAACAAAAAAGUUUUACUGUACUGUUUGAUUUGAGUGGUGCAGAAUAAAUGCUUCUGUAAACUGA